Molecule: messenger RNA, 5193 nt
Organism: Poeciliopsis prolifica (blackstripe livebearer)
Lineage: Eukaryota; Metazoa; Chordata; Actinopteri; Cyprinodontiformes; Poeciliidae
Gene: ipo11
Product: importin 11
Exons: 30
Coding region: 120-3047 (975 amino acids)
Biological process (GO): protein import into nucleus
Cellular component (GO): cytosol; nuclear envelope
Molecular function (GO): small GTPase binding
Source: RefSeq, a predicted model, not a curated record
UCCAACCAGCGUGUUACCAUCGCUCGUUACAUUGAAAACGACUGGCAGAGCUUCCACGGUCGUCUCUGUUAUUACUACACUUUCAUUAUUCUUUCGGCGUUUUUGAGAUAUAUCCAGCCAUGGAUGUGGACAGUGCCAGUUCAGUGGUGCUGCAGGCCUUAACCCAAGCCACCAGUCAGGACACAGCCGUGCUGAAGCCUGCAGAGGAGCAGCUCCGGCAGUGGGAGACACAGCCGGGCUUCUAUUCAGUACUUCUGAAUAUUUUCAAUAACCAUACGCUGGAUGUGAACGUGAGAUGGCUUGCUGUGCUUUACUUCAAAAAUGGCAUUGACAGAUACUGGAGGAGAGUGGCCCCUCAUGCAUUAUCAGAGGAGGAGAAGAGAUCGCUGCGUGCUGGUCUUAUCACAAACUUCAAUGAACCCGUCAAUCAGAUAGCAACCCAGAUCGCGGUACUGAUAGCCAAGGUGGCCCGCCUUGAUUGCCCGAGGCAAUGGCCUGAGCUCAUUCCAAUUCUGCUCGAAUCCGUAAAGGGUCAAGACGGUCUGCUGCAGCACAGAGCACUGCUAACUUUCUAUCACGUCACCAAAACAUUGGCAUCCAAGCGUUUGGCACAGGACAGGCGUCUUUUUCAAGAUCUGGCAUCAGGCAUCUACAGCUUUGCAUGUUCCCUGUGGAGUCAUCACACCGACUGCUUCCUGCAGCAAGUCUGUGCCAGAGAUGAGGCUGCAGCGCUCAACUCGUUGGAGAGGACUCUGCUCUCACUUAAAGUACUUCGCAAACUGACAGUGCAUGGAUUUCAGGAUCCCCAACAGAAUAUGGAAGUAAUGGGUUUCCUGAAUGCAGUGUUUGAAAGGCUAAAACAGUUCUUGGAAUGCAGUCGGCAGGUUGGUUCAGAGAGCCCAUGCAGAGAAAAGCUGGAAAAGACAAUAAUACUGUAUACUAAAGUUUUGUUAGAUUUCUUGGAGGACCAUGCGUGUGCAUUCAUUCCCCUGAUCCAGCGCUCCCUGGAGUUUGCCGUUACCUACGUUUUCACACCUGCUGGGGAGGGAGUGACCUUCGAGCGCUUUAUUGUUCAGUGCAUGAACCUCAUCAAGAUGAUAGUAAAGAACGAUGCAUACAAACCUGCCAAGAAUAUUGAUGAGAGUAAACCAGAAAGUCUAGAGGCUCACAAGAUCAAGACAGCCUUCUUCACUCACCCCACGCUGACAGAGAUCGGGCGCCGACUUGUCUCACACUAUUUUCUCCUCACAGAAGAAGAAUUGGCAAUGUGGGAGGAGGACCCGGAGAGCUUUGCUGUUGAAGAAACUGGUGGUGAUUCAUGGAAGUACAGUCUACGGCCUUGUACAGAGGUACUUUUUCUGGAAAUCUUCCACAACUACAGCCAGACCCUGACACCAGUACUCCUGGAUAUGGUUCAGAAUCUGCAGGGCCCAACAAAUGUGGAGGACCCUGUUCAGUUGCUGAUGAAGGAUGCAGUUUACAAUGCAGUGGGGCUGGCAGCCUAUGAACUGUUUGACAAUGUGGACUUUGACCAGUGGUUCAAGAAUCAGCUUCUUGGAGAGCUGCAAGUCAGCCAUCACAGGUACAAACUGAUACGAAGACGAGUCAUCUGGCUAAUAGGGCAAUGGAUCUCCGUCAAAUUCAAAUCUGAUCUUCGACCUUUGCUCUACGAGGUGAUCUUAAGCCUCUUGCAGGAUCCAGACCUAGUGGUGCGGAUUGAAACGGCAACAACACUAAAGCUGACUGUUGAUGAUUUUGAAUUUCGGACAGAACAAUUCCUCCCUUACCUGGAGUCCAUCUUUGGGCUUCUCUUCCAGCUUUUGCAGCAGGUUACAGAGUGUGACACUAAGAUGCAGGUUCUUCAUGUUAUUUCCUGCGUCAUAGAGCGAGUCAACACUCAGAUCCGACCAUAUGUAGGCUGCUUGGUUCAGUACCUGCCCCUGCUCUGGAAACAGUCUGAAGAACACAACAUGCUUCGAUGUGCCAUACUGACAACACUAAUCCACCUGGUGCAGGGCCUUGGGGCAGAGAGUAAGAACCUUUACCCUUUCCUUCUUCCUGUCAUCCAACUGAGCACCGACGUUUCUCAGCCGCCACACGUCUAUCUGCUAGAGGAUGGACUGGAGCUUUGGCUGGUGACUUUGGAGAACAGCCCAGCCAUCACCCCGGAGCUGCUCAGAAUUUUCCAGAACAUGUCAGCUUUGUUGGAGCUGAGCUCCGAGAACCUCCGCACCUGUUUUCAGAUCAUAAUUGCCUACCUAUACUUGUCUGCCAUUGAGUUCCUGCAGAAUUAUGGUGAAUCUUUGUGCCGAUCCUUUUGUGAACUUCUAAAGGACAUUACAAAUGAGGGACAAGUCCAAGUACUGAAGGUGGUUGAAAUAGCUUUAAAGGUUAGCCCUGUACUGGGAGUCCACAUGUUUCAACCUCUGAUGCCAGCUGUCUUUAGAGGUAUCGUGGAUGGGGAGCGUUAUCCUGUUGUGAUGUCCACCUACCUUGGCAUCAUCGGCCGUGUCCUGCUCCAGAACUUCAGCUUCUUCUCCUCUUUGCUCUCUCAAAUGGCCUCUGAAUGCAACCAGGAGAUGGACCAGUUGCUGGGGAGCAUGAUCGAGAUGUGGGUGGACCGCAUGGACAACAUUACUCAGCCUGAGAGGAGGAAAUUGUCAUCUUUGGCCCUUUUGUCUCUUCUCCCAUCUGACAACGGUGUGAUCCAGGACAAAUUCUGUGGCAUCAUCAAUAUUUCUGUGGAAGCAUUGCAUGAUGUGAUGACAGAGGAUCCAGAAUCGGGGACCUUUAGAGACUGCAUGCUGAUGUUCCAUUUUGAAGAGCCCAAGCUAAGUGACGAAGAGGAGCCACCAACUGAGCAGGAUAAGAGGAAGAAACUUUUGGCCCUGGAGGACCCGGUGCAUAGCGUGUCUCUCCAGCAGUUUGUCUAUGAGAAACUGAAGGCACAGCAAGCCAUGAUGGGGGACCAGAACUUUGGGGUCCUGAUGGAGACGGUGGACACAGAGCUCGUCAGGCAGCUCCAGGAGUUCCUGCAAGCUCUCUGAAUACGAAAUGUUCCCUUCACCUCCUUACACAAAUGCUACGCUCUACCACCAUUUAAGGAAAAAAAAAAGUACUAAAAAGGUUAACCAUCUACCCAAUGUGUGAACUCGUGAUUCAGACCUUCCCAGACUAUGCCUUAUCUAUAUUCAGCCCUAGCCUUCUCAACCACUUUUUGUCCCCUUCGAUGUUAUUUAUGGGUGGCUACGUAAGUUUAAAGACUUUUAAAACACCCACAUGUAGACAUCAUCACACCAGAGCUUCCAUUUAAUUUUCCUAGUUUCUUAACUUUGGAACAGGUCGACUUGAGGUGCGUUAAAAGUUAAAGUAUGGAUGGUUUAUAUUGCAACAGUUGGAACGUGACAUUUAAGACUAAGCAGCAGGAGCCAGAACAGAAGCCUUGGACUGUUUUUAAAUGGGAGGCGGGAAAAAAACCUGCAGAUUGUAGCAGAUGUGUGUUUAAAGAAAAAAAAACCCACAAGGAUCGAAAACAGUGUUUACAGAAACUAUUCUUAAAAGACAAAACAGAAAUGUAAUUUUGUAUGUAUGUAAAGUAUGAAUAAUGAUCUGCAUGAUAAUCUUUUUUCCUUUUUAAUUUUGUUAUAAGAGGUCAGGUAGAAGUUACUACUGAGCGAUUGUUUUUUUUUUUUUUGUCAGUCAAUGCAUAUAUUUUAAAAUAAUUUUGUCGAUUGAAUGCUGAACCAGAUUUAUACGUAUGUACUUACUGCUGCUAAUAGAUGGUGUCAGAGCACUUUAACAACCAAAAACUGUUUUACAUCUUUUAUUUUCCUUCAUCGUUUAGCACAACAAUUGGGGUCUCAGAGCAGGACUGAAGUUAGCUUAAAAACUUUUUUUCUUUUUUUUCUCCAUUUAUCUUAGUAAAACUUAGCACCAGAUACACACUGUUAGGUCAUGUUUUAUAUUUCUUUGGUUUACUCAAUUUCUUGGCUUGUUAAUUUUUGGCUAAUCACUAAAAAUGUUCCAUAUAUUUUUACAGACCAGUUUUAUUUAGAAAUAAAUGUUUGAUAAAUGUGAUCUGAAAGGAGAACUGUUUGGUUUUGAUAUUUCCUCAGUUUAAUUUCUUAAGAGGUUUACAAAAUGUCUGAUAGUAAAUUACUAGACUUUGGCAGAUCUAAGUACUUUAUUCGGUUUAAUUUGGGACAGUUAAAUUGUGAAUAUAAAUUAUAUCACAAAAAUAGCUUUAUUGUAAAUUAAAGGUCAUAAAAAGGGAAACUUUUUAUGAAAAAAAUUGUGAACCUCUGUCCUGAUUUAAUAUUGAUUCUUUUGGGGUUUAUGGAGCAAAUAAUUUUCUCCAUUAGAUUUGAGUUAUAAGCAAAGCUAAGAUGAUGAUCCAGACUGAAGCUCGUUUGACACUGUGUCAGAAUUACAGCCUUAUGCUUUCAGCCUUUCCUAUUCCUACAACCUGAAAGAUCUUCUUUUUUACUUGUCUGUUCAGUUUUUAACUAGUUUAUCUGUAGAUAAGUUCUUAAAUUGUUUAUUCUUUUUUAAACUAGUAAUAAUUAAGCUUUGAAUGUCACAUACACAGUAGGGAAGAUGUUUGGUUUGUUUUUUUUGAAAACUAUUCCUGUUUUUCCUUUCUCAAGCCUUCAAUAAAAUGAAGUAAUCAGCCAAAGCAGCUGUGAACUUCUUUUCUCCAGGGUCUGAUUUUCAGGAUCUGCAUUUCUGAAAACACUAACCCACCUGAAAAUGUUUCAAAUAUCUAAUACUUUUUACUGUCUGGUUUUGUUUAUUGUUUUGAUUACAAGCAUACUAACAGCCUGACCCCGACAUAGCUAUCAAGUUUUAAGAACAGUUGGUGCAAAUAUACUGAAUUGGUUUAAUGUAAAACAUUAAAGGAGACCUAUUAUGCAAAAUUCCCUUUUUUCAUGUUUUUGUUCUUCCAUUUGGGUCUCUAUUGCUUCUCGAAACAGUCCAAGCACUUAAAUAAAUACCUACAGCUGUUUCCUGGCAAUAAGUAAAAGUUUUUUGGGUGUUUUUGUUGCUGACUUACCAUUCAUAAAGUGUGCUGCAUUGUUGACCAUUGUGCUGGAGGCCCCACUUCUGCUUCUCAUUCUGACUCUGAAUCAAAGUUGUAGUUGUACAAUUACACACCUGUUUGCAGUGAGAAACCAAAAAUGGUCAUCUAUAACA